UAAAAUUCGUCUGCUUGUUUUUAUUGGAUUUUCGCUAUCAAGUCUAAAGUCUAAGUUAGUGAGCAAUUGUUUUCCCUUCAAGUUUUACGUUUGAUAUUGGCACUGACUAAUUGUAAAGUAUUGUACAACUCUAUUAUCAUGUUUUCAUUUGGGAACAAGAAACCAAAUCCUGCUCCUAAAGCAAAAUCUACGGCACCUCAAGCCGCAGGAGGAAAAAAUAGGAAUCUAGCACAGUUUGGAUUUCUAGACAUGGGAUUUCAAACUGAUAACAUGACAGGAGCAGAUGAUAGUGAUGAUGAAGAUUUGGAAGCUGAACUUUCUGCCUUGACACAAGGGUCAACAAAGAACCGCCAGAAGAAACCCACAAAAAAACUUAUUUCAGAGAAAGAAUUGGCUGCCAUGGUGUCUAGUAGUUUGGCUGAUAUACCUUCAGAUGCUGAAAUAUCUGACAUUGAUGAUGCAGAAGUUGAAGAUGAGCUUGGUGAGCUUUGUGAAGAAGCAUCAGAUUCAGAUUCAUCAGAUAAACCAGUAAAUAAAGAGCCUUCAUUAAAUGUGGAGGAAAUGAUAAAACUUUUAACGGAAAGGAUAGAUAUGUACAAAUUGGCUGAAAAUAAUGCUACUAAAAUAGGUGACACAACAAAAGCAAGAAGAUUUAACAGAGGAGUUACAUCUUUAAACGGUUUACUAAAGCAAGCUCGUUCAGGAAAACCGAUUGCCAUGGAAGAUAUUCCUCCUCCGCUCGCAGAUUCAAAUAAAGCUAUCCAAAAACCAAUUCCGAAAGAAGACAUUACAAAUAAUCCCAGUAUUUUCGAUGCACCGAUUCCCUCACUCGAAGUCAACGUUCCUCCUCCAAUCCUUCCAGUACCAAUACCUGUACGAGUUGCCCCUUUACCGCCGAAUAUUGUACCACCUAUCACUCCAAGAGUAAAAGUUCCCAAACUUGCUGCCGAAGAAGAUCAACAAGUAGAAUCUGGCGAAGGACUUUUGAUUCUACCGUCAAAAAUUCCUUCGGACAUCGAAAAUGCAUUGGCACGUAGACAGGAGUUGAAAAAUGCAGCAUUGCAAGCUAAACGCACUGGAGAUCAAGCAAAAGCUUUGCAGUUCGUCCGUCUAGUCAAAGUUUGUGAUCAGAUGAUUGAUUCUGCGAAACAGGGUGUAUCUGUGGAUUGGUCGAGCUUGCCUUCAAUUGAUAUGGGAAGUGAGGGUAGCAUUGCUUCGAGUACAGUUGAAACUAAAUCUGUAGAAAUGAAACCCGAAAAUUCAGCUCCACAAAAUGAUAUCGUACCUCCUGCAAUGGAUGUAGCAAAUGAACAGAGCGUACCAGUGCAAGUUCCUGUAAUACCCGUUCCCCAAUCCACAAUGGAAGCGCUCGAGCAACGUUUAGCCAAAUAUCAAAGUAUAAUGCAGCAAGCCCAAGAAGAAGGAAAUAGUUCAAAAGCACGGCGGUUUGGUAGAAUUGUCAAGCAAUAUCAAGAUGCGAUCAAGCUUUUCAAACUUGGGAAACCAAUACCAUUCGACGAACUGCCAGACCCUCCAGGGUAUCCUCCCAUUCCUGGAGCACCACGAAAGGUAGAAGAUAUGGAGGGACUCGUAAUAACUCCAGCGCAGUCGAGUGAAACCCCACCGUCAGAGACUACCAUAAGGAAUCCUGAAAAUCCUUCAACAAUACAACCUCCAACCAGUACCCUGAUUCCAGCACAAUCACAGAAAAUUUCCCCGACAAAAACUCCUUUGGCCACUCGACAAGAUAAACAGUUGGCUAUGUUGCUGGAACGGCAGAGUUUGUUCAAACAAGCUGCUCUGGAAGCGAAGAAAUCUAAUGAAAUUGAGUUAGCCAAGGAAUAUCUGCGAAUGGCCAAAGGAAUCGAUCCUUUGAUAAGCGCCAAUAAAUGCGGAGUUCCUGUUGAUAUGGAUACGUUGCCGAUUCCCCCGCAAAUGAAACUUCGCUCAACCACAGACAAACACGGUUCAUCAAAAGAACGUGCACCAGCAGAUGAUUUUGUUAUACUUUCUAGCGAAGAGUGUGUGUCCAUACCAACGUUGGAACAAAAAAAUAUCUUUGCUCAGUUGGAAGCUGAUUUAUUAACUCAAUUAAAGAUGUGCUCCGAUAACAGAGAGCACUACAAACUGAUGGGAGACAUUGCAAGCGCCAAUCGUUUUGACCAAUUGGCUCUCCACACUCGAAAAGAUUUGGACGUGAUACGGAGCUCAGCCAUGCGAGGUGAUGUAGUUCCACGGUGGAAAAAUGAAAUGCGAACUUUUUCAAUUGUCAAGUGCUGUACCGAUUUAAAGGAUGACGAUAUGGAAGUGACUAUUCUUAGAGGGCUUUCCUACAAUGUAGCAAAUCCCAAGACUAUUGAUACUUAUGUACGAUUCGAAGUUCCUAUCCCGAAUACUGAAACCCCGACGAGAGAGAAGACGAACACUGUCAAAGAUACAAAUAGCCCUGAAUAUAACGAAAAUUUUCACGUGGCCAUUAGUCGACAAUCACGAACUCUACUCCGCAUUUUCAAAGCAAAAGUCAUAAAAUUUGAAGUUUGGUCUAAAGGUGGGUUCCUGCGCAGUGACGUUUUGAUUGGCACAGCAUCAGUAAAACUAUUGAACCUAUUAAACCAUUGUCAGAUCCAUGAGGCCGCUGAUUUAAUGGAUGGAAGAAAGCCGGUGGGCGGUAAACUUGAAGUAAAAAUCAGACUUCGAAAUCCUAUUGUCGGGAAAGAAAUGGAGCAAGUCCAAGAAAAAUGGACUGUUCUUACGUGUUGAUACAUAAAGUAAAUCAAGUUAGUUUAAGUGAACUAACGUGUAUACUGUAUACUAUCAACGUUGUAAUUGAAGACGAGGGAAGUGAAACAUUAAAUUCAUUAUCUCUGAUGAUUAAUAUAAACUACUUGAAUGCCGAAAA
Daphnia pulicaria is the source of this 2899-nucleotide messenger RNA. RefSeq names its product coiled-coil and C2 domain-containing protein 1-like (gene l(2)gd1). The record is from RefSeq and is a predicted model, not a curated record. Gene Ontology annotation, cellular component: nucleus. NCBI's taxonomy places the organism in Eukaryota, Metazoa, Arthropoda, Branchiopoda, Diplostraca, Daphniidae. The transcript has 14 exons. Gene Ontology annotation, biological process: regulation of transcription by RNA polymerase II. Gene Ontology annotation, molecular function: RNA polymerase II cis-regulatory region sequence-specific DNA binding; DNA-binding transcription repressor activity, RNA polymerase II-specific. The coding region runs from base 139 to 2760 and encodes 873 amino acids.